Letharia columbiana is the source of this 522-nucleotide messenger RNA. RefSeq lists its product as uncharacterized. The coding region runs from base 1 to 522 and encodes 173 amino acids. The transcript is spliced from 2 exons. Gene Ontology annotation, cellular component: mitochondrial inner membrane; mitochondrion. Gene Ontology annotation, biological process: mitochondrial respiratory chain complex IV assembly. The record is from RefSeq and is a predicted model, not a curated record. Lineage: Eukaryota; Fungi; Ascomycota; Lecanoromycetes; Lecanorales; Parmeliaceae.
AUGGCCGCUGAUACUCGAGAAGACGCGAUCUCCAAGCCACCUGUGCCUUCUAAACCAACGACGUCUCCAUCCAAAGGCACUGCCCACGAACCAUACGCCGUUCCUGUAGCACCACCUAAUGCUAAUGCUUUACCUGGAGGUGCUGGUUUGAACACCGCAGGUGGACGAACGAAAGAGGCUGGCUACUUUGACGCCCUGAGAAGCAUCCAAUUCAGCGACUUCCAGGAAGUACACAAGAAGCCCUGCGUCCGUGAUGCGUUAUUGACAGGCAUUGGUGGCGGGUUUGGAAUAGGUGGCGUCCGUGCUGUCUUGGGUGCCUCUGUGUGGACAACAUGCAACUCCGCGGUUGGGUCGUUCGUAUUCGGGUCGUUCUUGAUGUACGAAUAUUGCCAGAGGAGGAGAUACUUAGAGAUGCAGGGAAUGAAGAGGGCCGUGGAGGUAAUCGACCGGAAGCAAGCAGAGAAACAAAAGAAAGCCGAGGAGGCCAGAGCAGCACGGAGGAAGGCCAAGGAAGAGAGCUAG